GCGACUCCUCCUCCCUGCCUCGUCCUCCCCCUUUCCCCUCCGCGUCCAGGGCCCGGGCCACCCACCCAGCCGCGGAUCCGAGGCGCAGAUCCGAUCCGGCGAUGGCGUCCACGGCGGCGAGGCGGCUGCGGGAGCUGCAGGCGCAGACGGGAAACAAGACCUGCGUGGACUGCGCGCAGCGGAACCCGCAGUGGGCGAGCGUCUCCUACGGGGUGUUCAUGUGCCUCGAGUGCUCGGGCAAGCACCGCGGCCUCGGCGUGCACAUCAGCUUCGUGCGCUCCGUCACCAUGGACUCCUGGACCGAGGUGCAGCUCCGCAAGAUGGAGGCCGGCGGCAACGACCGCCUCAACGCCUUCCUCGCCGCGCGGGGCGUGCCCAAGGAGACGCCCCACGUCGCCAAGUACAACUCCAACGCCGCGGCCGCCUACCGCGACCGCAUCGUCGCGCUCGCCGAGGGCAGGCCGUGGACCGACCCGCCCGUAGUCAAGGAGACGCCCGGAUCUGGGGCGCCCGCCCCCGCCAGGAAGCCGCCCGUGCACACCUCCGCCGCCUCCGGAGGCGGCGGUGGCGGCGGCGCCGGCGGUUGGGACGACUGGGACGACGACUUCCGGCCGGACAUGAGGCGGAACCAAUCGGUUGGAUCAUUCGCCGCCGCGGGGACGCAGUCGGGGAGGCAGCCGCCGAGGUCCAAAUCGACGCAGGACAUGUACACUAGGCAGCAGCUGGAGGCGUCGGCGGCAAAUAAGGAGGAUUUCUUCGCCAGGAGGAUGGCGGAGAACGAGUCCAAGCCUGAGGGGAUCCCGCCAUCUCAGGGCGGCAAGUAUGUUGGGUUCGGAUCCAGCCCGGCGCCGUCGGCGAAUAGGAAUGGCGGUGCCGCCCAGGGCGAUGUCAUGCAGGUCGUCUCCCAGGGAUUUGGACGGCUUUCGCUAGUUGCAGCUUCUGCUGCCCAGUCUGCUGCCAGUGUUGUCCAAGUCGGCACAAAAGAAAUCCAAUCAAAGAUGAGGGAAGGGGGCUAUGACCAGAAGGUGAAUGAAACUGUCAGUGUUGUUGCCAAUAAAACUGCAGAGAUUGGAAGCAGGACCUGGGGGAUCAUGAGAGGAGUUAUGGCGUUGGCUACACAAAAGGUCGAGGAAUAUGCCAAGGACGGAGGAGUGGGUGGCUGGGGAGAUGAUUGGCAACGCAGUGAGCAGAGCAAUGAGCCUUACCAAAGGUUUGAGCACGAGACCAACGGCAAUGGUUGGAACUCUUCCCAAAAUUCUUCAUCCAAGAACUACAAUUCCAGUUCCUGGGACGAUUGGGAUGACCAAGGCAAGAAGGAGGAGCCUGCGAAACCGCACCAGAGCAGUGACUCCUGGGCCGGCUGGGACGACGGCAAGGAUGACAGUCCUAGUUUCAGCAGUCACAGCACCUCCAACAAGGGGAGCAACCAGAACGGGACCUCGGGCGGCUCGUAUUGGACAGAGGGUGGCUUCCGCUGAAGUCGAUCUCUUUCCAUAGAACUAUACUUUCAGAGUUGUUAUUAUAUGCCAGGAAACUUGAGCGUCCAGUGGUUGAUAUUAUUGGGGAUACUGAAACGGUUGGGUAAAAGGGUUUGUGUUUUUGUACGAUGUCUGCAACUGUUAUAUCUAGUGGUAUAUUUUUUGUGGUCAAGGCCCGUCCGAAACUGCCGUCCAAAUUACUAAGGAGUGCCGACUCGAAGAUGUAAUUUACGCAACUUCCUCGCAUAUUCUUUAUUGGUUCCAUUGGUUUUGUACCAGACAAGCUAGCCUUGCAGAAAUUUGC
Molecule: messenger RNA, 1782 nt
Organism: Panicum hallii
Lineage: Eukaryota; Viridiplantae; Streptophyta; Magnoliopsida; Poales; Poaceae
Product: probable ADP-ribosylation factor GTPase-activating protein AGD6
Exons: 3
Coding region: 102-1478 (458 amino acids)
Biological process (GO): vesicle-mediated transport
Molecular function (GO): GTPase activator activity
Source: RefSeq, a predicted model, not a curated record